Molecule: messenger RNA, 528 nt
Organism: Hyaloscypha bicolor E
Lineage: Eukaryota; Fungi; Ascomycota; Leotiomycetes; Helotiales; Hyaloscyphaceae
Exons: 3
Coding region: 1-528 (175 amino acids)
Source: RefSeq, a predicted model, not a curated record
AUGUUUCAUUUCCAACACACUAUUUUGGGGACGACCUGCUGGGAUGCUCGAUUUUCGACAAAGCAGACUUACGACACGGGGAAUGGGAAUCUCGAAAACAACGAGAACGAAGACCGAAGCGCCACGAAGAAAUCUUGUAACCUCUGGAAAGGGGAGUGUAUGUAUGGCGCACAACGAUCGACCGACUGGGUCCGUUGGCGCUGUGGCUGGCUUCAAGGAAGAAUAGAUGGAGAUGAUGAGGGAGAGAAGGUGGAGGAAGUGGAUAUUCGGCAGGGAACCUAUGUAUUGUGGCAGCCAUGCUCAUCACUUUCCAAUCCUCCGAGUCCCUCGAAUCAACAACCCAGAGAUGGAAGAACUCUCGCUUUCUCGUUCCAUGGUAGCGUUCGAGUGGGACAGUGGUCCGGCGUAGGACUGAAGCAAAAGUGGUGCGAAGAAGGCGAGAUGUGUAUUGUAUGGGGAACAGAAUAUCUGCCAGGAUGCAACAAUGGAAGUGGAGAUCAUCCCCACGUCAACUGCAAUUCAAAAUGA